AUGGGAAGUCAUGUGAGUAAAAAGAUUCCAAAAACAUCGUCUACGGGUCAUUUCACAACGACGCUAUCUUCUGGUGGCGUCGAAGUUCGAGCUCUUUCAUUCGAUUCGCUAAAACAAAUUAUAGAAAGUCUUCUAGAGAUGAAUAAGGAAGUUGUCAGAGUAAUCUUGGAGUGCAAGAAAGACAUAUGCAAAUGUCAAGAACUGUUUGAUUUAGUGGAAGAGUAUUUUGAAAACAGUUUACAAACAUUGGAUUUCUGCACUGCAUUGGAAAAGUGUUUGAAAAGAGCUAGGGAUAACCAAUUGCUUAUUCUUGUAGCGAUUCAACGGUUCGAGGAAGAGUUUGAAUCUGGAGGUAAAUGUUAUGCGAGGACAUUACAAGAAUUGAAGAAUUUUAAAGCGACCGGUGAUCCUUUCACCGAGGAAUUCUUCAAAAAGUUUCGAUCUGUGUAUAGGCGAGAGAUAACAAUGGUUGAGAAACUUCAAGGAAGAAAGAACAAGCUGGAUAAUAAACUGAAAUUUAUACAUUCAUGGAAGAAAGUUUCGAGUAUGGUAUUUGUGGCUGCAUUAGCAGCUGUUUUGGUAUGUUCUGUUGUGGCAGCAGCUAUUGCAGCUCCACCUGUUGCUGCGGCGUUAGCAUCCGCUGCAGCGGUCCCUAUCGGUUCGAUGGGAAAAUGGAUUGAUUCACUAUGGGGAAAGUAUGAAACUGGAGUGAAAGGACAAAAAGAAGUUAUUGAUUCAAUGCAAGCUGUUACACAUGUAGCUAUUAAAGAUUUGGACAGUAUUAGCGAACUUAUCGAUCGGCUAGAAAGUGAGAUUGAAUCUUUGCUGCAUAAUGUUGAUUUUGCAAUUGAAGAAGAGGCUGUGAAGGUUGCAAUGGAGGAGAUAAAGAAGAAGGUUGGUGUGCUGUUGAAGAAUGUUGAAGAUUUAGGAGUUGAAGCUGAUGUUUGUAGCCAAGACAUUAGGAGGGCAAGGACUGUUGUGCUACAGAGAAUCAUAAAACAACCUAUCAUUUGA
Messenger RNA from Lathyrus sativus (Indian pea), 1014 nucleotides. NCBI's taxonomy places the organism in Eukaryota, Viridiplantae, Streptophyta, Magnoliopsida, Fabales, Fabaceae. The record is from the annotation of a GenBank genome assembly.